UGAAACGCCCAAGAAACGCGAUUCUACAGUGGCCUUCACAAUCACAAAGAGACUCUGCAUUAGCUUAGGAGAGACAUGGUAGACCCUAUGGAACUGCUCCGAUCCAAUCUCUCGCGGGUUCGGAUCCCGGAACCCACCAAUCGCAUCUACAAGCAAGAAUGCUGCCUCACUUUCGAAACUCCGAGAUCAGAAGGUGGGUUGUUUAUCGACAUGAAUACGUUUCUUGCUUUUGGGAAGGACAGUGUGGCGUGGAAUUACGAGAAGACUGGGAACCCAGUUUAUUUGCAUAUAAAACAAACAAAAAAAGUGGUUCCUGAAGAUAGGCCAACGAAGAAACCGACUCUCUUGGCUAUAGGUGUUGAUGGGGGAUUUGACAACAGUGAACCUGAAUAUGAAGAAACUCACAAUAUAGUCAUAUUGCCUGAUUAUGUUACUCUUCCAUUUCCUUCAGUGGAGUUGCCAGAAAAGGUAAGGUUGGCAGUUGACGCUAUCUUGAUGGCUGAGGGUGCUGAGCGGAAAGAGCAAGUUGCAGCUUGGAUAGCUGAUAAGAAACAGAGAAGUGCAUACGCCAUGAAUUUGCAACAGAUUGACAAUGGCGUUAUUGUCCCUCCAUCUGGGUGGAGAUGUGCUAAGUGUGAUAAAAGGGACAAUCUUUGGCUAAAUCUGACUGAUGGAAUGAUCCAGUGUGGGAGGAGAAACUGGGAUGGUACCGGUGGCAACAACCAUGCUAUUGAUCACUACAAGGAGACUGGCUACCCUCUUGCUGUAAAGCUUGGAACAGUUACAGCUGAUCUGGAAGCAGCAGAUGUUUUCUCUUAUCCGGAAGAUGAAGGUGUUCUGGACCCGCUAUUAGCAGAGCAUCUGGCGCAUUUUGGCAUUGAUUUUUCAUCGUUGCAAAAGACUGAAAUGACAACUGCUGAGAGAGAACUUGACCAGAAUACCAAUUUUGAUUGGGACAGAAUCCAAGAAAGUGGACAGGAAGUGGAGCCAAUCUUUGGACCGGGUUAUACGGGACUUGUCAAUCUUGGAAACAGCUGCUACAUGGCAGCAACUAUGCAAGUGGUGUAUUCAACACGUUCCUUCCAUUCGCGAUACUAUAGAAACCAAAGUUUAAAAAUGGCUUUCGAGAUGGCUCCUGCUGAUCCAACCGUAGACCUGAAUAUGCAGUUAACUAAGCUGGCGCAUGGUUUGCUAUCUGGUAAAUACUCUAUGCCAGCACUGGAGAAAGAUGAUACUGCAAAUGCUGCCUCCACAACUGCAAGUGCUAAACAGGAAGGGAUACCCCCUCGUAUGUUCAAAGCAGUUAUUGCUGCUAGCCAUCCUGAAUUCUCUACAAUGAGACAACAGGAUGCCCUGGAAUUCUUCUUACAUUUUGUUGACCAAGUUGAACGGGCUAAUGCUGGGAAACCUGAAUUGGAUCCUGCAAGGAGUUUUAAGUUUGGUAUUGAAGAUCGAAUCUUAUGUUCAUCUGGAAAAGUUGCUUACAAUAGAAGGCUUGACUACAUUCUUUCAUUAAAUAUCCCACUGCAUGAGGCAACCAAUAAAGAAGAACUAGAAGCAUUUCACAAGUUCAAAGCAGAAAAAAUUUCAGAAGGAAUGGAAGUAUUCAGUGAUGAAAUUGUACGUCCAAGGGUACCGCUAGAAGCAUGCCUUGCAAACUUUUCAGCUCCAGAGGAGAUACAUGAUUUUUACAGCACUGCCUUGAAGGCUAAGACAACAGCAAUCAAGAGUGCAGGUCUAACUUCGUUCCCUGAUUACCUGGUGUUACACAUGCGUAAAUUUGUUAUGGAGGAGGGCUGGGUGCCAAAAAAGCUUGAUGUCUAUAUAGAUGUUCCUGAUAUCAUAGAUAUUAGUCACAUGCGCAGCAAGGGCCUUCAACUUGGGGAGGAGCUAUUACCAGACGGUGUUCCUGGGGGAGAGGUAGAAUCAAAUAUGCCCGUACCAAAUGAGGAUAUUGUUUCCCAGCUUGUCUCAAUGGGAUUCAACCAUCUUCAUUGUCAGAAAGCUGCCAUAAAGACCUCAAAUGCUGGCGUGGAAGAGGCAAUGAAUUGGUUACUUUCUCACAUGGAUGAUCCAGAUAUCGAUUUUCCAAUUUCUCAAGAGGCACAAGGUGCUGAGGCCUUCUUGUCAAGCGUUGACCAAUCAAAAGUUGAUACUUUGAUCUCAUUUGGUUUUACAGAAGAAAUUGCUAGGAAAGCACUGAAGGCUUCAGGUAGUGACAUUGAGAAAGCAACAGAUUGGAUAUUUAACAAUCCUGAAGCUUCUGUCCCAUCUGAUAUGGAUGCUACUACAUCAAACACUGCAUCUGAUCCCACUAGCGCUGGACUACCCGAUGGAGGAGGGAGGUACAGACUGAUUGGAAUAGUAAGCCACAUUGGAACCUCAACUCAAUGCGGUCACUAUGUGGCUCACAUCUUUAAAGAUGGGAGGUGGGUUAUUUUCAAUGAUGACAAAGUUGGGGCCUCCGUUAAUCCCCCCAAAGAUAUGGGGUAUUUAUAUUUCUUUGAGAGGCUUAACAGUUGAGAUACACCAAAAGGAUAGGAAAUACCAAUCAGCAGAAAAUAGGUACUAUGCAAUCUCAGAAUAUGAGCUAUCAUAUCAGCAAACUGUGCUUUGGGCCGUAGGGUCCUUGAAGUGCAGCUUUGACAGAUAUAUCGGAUUCUUUUUUCUUUUUUUAACAUAUUGAAUUUCCCAUAUUUUCAUUUUUCUUUGAAAUAAUAUUCUGCGUGUUUGUCAUUUUCAAUUUUGUAUUGAUUUCUAUUUCUGUGCC
Alnus glutinosa is the source of this 2770-nucleotide messenger RNA. RefSeq names its product ubiquitin carboxyl-terminal hydrolase 14. Gene Ontology annotation, biological process: protein deubiquitination. NCBI's taxonomy places the organism in Eukaryota, Viridiplantae, Streptophyta, Magnoliopsida, Fagales, Betulaceae. The record is from RefSeq and is a predicted model, not a curated record. The transcript has 21 exons. The coding region runs from base 76 to 2523 and encodes 815 amino acids. Gene Ontology annotation, molecular function: zinc ion binding; protein binding; cysteine-type deubiquitinase activity.